Pseudogymnoascus verrucosus is the source of this 2192-nucleotide messenger RNA. RefSeq lists its product as uncharacterized. NCBI's taxonomy places the organism in Eukaryota, Fungi, Ascomycota, Leotiomycetes, Thelebolales, Thelebolaceae. Bases 586 to 1947 code for a protein of 453 amino acids. Gene Ontology annotation, biological process: mitochondrial transmembrane transport. The transcript is spliced from 3 exons. The record is from RefSeq and is a predicted model, not a curated record.
CACUGUUUGUUGCGACAGUCUCAUUCUUGAGUCCAAUAUGGUAUUUCAAAGGAAUCAGGUCCUGAUAUAAGGUCAAAACCGAGAGCAUACAUGGUAAAUUAGCAAUGCGCAUGAUGAGUCUUAAACUGGGCCUGGAUCAUCACCGAGCCGUCAUAUUCACUGUCCCGAACGUUUCCAGCAGAACACCAAAAUCACGAAUACAACUUCAAAGAUACCUUCAAAAUGCGAGUAAUUGUGCUAUAGUAUCGACAUUUCUAGUAAUUAUAUUUUGGAGAGAGUGGUUGUAGAAGUCCAGACCAACCGCACGUAAAAAAACCGCUUAACCUCGCUCCAGCCUUCCCCUCAGCCUCGCCCAAAAAUUCUUCGGAGCUGGUCCGCCGCGGCUAUCCCCGCCGCUAUCGCUAUCCGCCAUCCCAACGUCGAAAUUACAUACCUCCCCGAAUCUCCAACAAACCCACCACCACCUACCGUCGUUCGAACCCCAGCCCGCGUCCGCUGGAGAAUGCGCAGGAUCAGGCAGUCCUAGGAAAAUCCCAUCAGGCAGUUUUCACUCAAGAACUGUUUGACGGACUCCAAAAACCCGGCAUGUCUGGACACGAUGGACGCCGCCGAAACGAGGAGUUUGCCACCCGCGCUCACGACCACAGGCAUGGUGCCAGGGUGGACGAAGAGCCGUAUCUAGGACCACCUGUUGGGCCUGCGCCGGGUCGUGAUCAGAAUGGGAAUAUCGAGAUCACUACGGGGCAGAAGAUGCUGUCCGCGGUAUCGGGGAGUUUGUUCACGUCAUUAAUUGUCACCCCCCUCGACGUCGUCCGCGUCCGCCUCCAAUCCCAACCCAACCCCUCCCUCAACUCCGCCGUCACAAACCUCACCCGCGCCACCACCGUCGAAGGGCUCGGCGCGCUCCCGGCCAACCUCGGCGUCACCGCCUGCUGCCGCGAAGUCUUCUUCGCCGGCAACGCCAUCGAAUACUGCUACGCCGGCCCGUCAAUCGGCACAAUCCGCCCCGCCAACUCGCUAGGCGCCAUCGACUGCUCCAUGGAAGAGACGCAACGACGGACAUUCAACUCCACCCUCGACGCCUUCCGCAAGAUCUCGCGGAAUGAGGGGAUUUCCACCCUCUGGCGCGGACUGUCGCCUACACUCGUCAUGACGGUCCCAGCGAAUAUCAUCUACUUCACCGGCUACGACUGGCUCCGCUUCGCCCCGGCAAGCCCCGUAAACCGCUUCUUCCACGACUCCUACGCCCCCCUCGUCGCCGGCGCAUUCGCCCGCGUCGUAGCAGCCUUCGUGGUGAGCCCCAUCGAGAUGUUCAAGACGCGCAUGCAAGCUAGCCACGGCGCCGUCGUCGGCGGCGGUGGGCAUUUCGCAAAGACCCUCAAUUCCGUGCGCGAGAUGACAAAGACCUCCGGCUACGCUUCGCUCUGGCGCGGCCUAACUCUCACAUUAUGGCGCGAUGUUCCCUUCUCCGGUAUCUACUGGUGGGGCUACGAAACCGUCCGUGGCCAACUAACCGACGCCCGCGAGCGCGCACGCGGCCGGGAAUUCGACCGCGACGGCCCCCGCAGCCGCGAACGCAGCCGUUCCCAAAGCCGAGAAAACCACACCAACACCUUCACCGACUCGUUCACCGCUGGCGCCGUCUCCGGCGCCGUAGCAUCCAUCCUCACCAUGCCCUUUGACGUGGGCAAGACGCGGCAGCAGAUUUUCAAAGACCGAGUUGGCGUGACGGGCGGUGCGUUGGCGCCGGAGCAGCUGAGUAUGCCGCGGUUUUUGAUGCAUAUUUUUAGAGAGGAGGGGGUGCCGGGGCUGUGGAGGGGGUGGGCGGCUAGGACGAUGAAGGUCGCGCCGGCUUGUGCGAUUAUGAUUAGUUGUUAUGAGGUGGGGAAGAGGAUGAGUAGGGUGUUUAAUGAGAAGGCGGAGGAGAAACGGGUUGGUGGGUUGUGAGUGCGAGAAAGUAAUUUAGAAAAAUGGCGUUUAUUAGAUGGGGCCGGGCAAGGGGCUGCGAGGGGGGACUGAAGUUCUUCACCAGCAUUUGGGGCGCCGCUUUGGUGCUUGCGCGAUGCAUAGCAAUUUGGCGUUGUCUUUGGAUUUAUGUAUCUGUAUUAUCUGUAGAAUACCAUAUCGUUCGCACCUCAACUCAAUAGUAAUAGAGAAAAAAUAAAGUAAAGUCGGCAGACAGGCCGUUUGUG